Messenger RNA from Peromyscus maniculatus bairdii (prairie deer mouse), 946 nucleotides. NCBI's taxonomy places the organism in Eukaryota, Metazoa, Chordata, Mammalia, Rodentia, Cricetidae. The record is from RefSeq and is a predicted model, not a curated record.
CAUCGCAGCCGCGCGCAACGAGGCCGAGCGGGAGCCCGGACCGCGCGGGACCAGGUACCUGGUGCUCUGCUGAGUCUGGCGUACCCAGGGCUCCCGUUCUCAGCUGGAGGGGCCCUCGUACAGAGACCUCUUUCUUCUACUUAAGGGAAGAGGAAACCUGAAUGCUCACGGGCACAGCGGGACCCCAAGACCUGGCAGGAAGAUACCGCCGCCUCUCCUCACCUCUGCCCUUCUCACAGACUGUUCUGCGAUGACCACAGCGAGGUACCGGCCCACCUGGGACCUGGCCCUCGACCCGCUGGUGUCCUGCAAGCUGUGCCUCGGGGAGUACCCAGCGGAGCAGAUGACAACCAUCGCCCAGUGCCAGUGUAUCUUCUGUACCCUGUGCCUGAAACAGUAUGUUGAGCUCUUGAUCAAAGAAGGACUAGAAACUGCAAUUAGCUGCCCGGAUGCUGCAUGCCCUAAAAAGGGCCACCUUCAGGAAAAUGAGAUUGAGUGCAUGGUUGCAGCUGAAAUUAUGCAAAGAUAUAAAAAGCUACAAUUUGAAAGAGAGGUGCUCUUUGACCCUUGCCGGACGUGGUGCCCAGCAUCCACCUGCCAGGCCGUGUGCCAACUCCAGGACAUAGGACUGCAGACGCCCCAGCUGGUGCAGUGCAAAGCCUGUGACAUGGAAUUCUGCUCUGCGUGCAAAGCCCGCUGGCACCCGGGCCAAGGCUGCCCCGAGACCAUGCCAAUCACCUUCCUUCCCGGGGAGACCAGCUCUGCUUUCAAGAUGGAAGAGGGCGAUGCACCCAUCAAGCGCUGCCCCAAGUGCCGGGUGUACAUCGAGCGGGACGAGGGCUGCGCACAGAUGAUGUGUAAGAAUUGCAAGCACGCCUUCUGCUGGUACUGCCUGGAGUCUCUGGACGUGAGUACUGCGCAGCAGCCGUGAGCUCUGCUUUCCGAC